This is a messenger RNA of Tremella mesenterica DSM 1558, 459 nucleotides long. RefSeq lists its product as uncharacterized. Lineage: Eukaryota; Fungi; Basidiomycota; Tremellomycetes; Tremellales; Tremellaceae. The transcript has a single exon. Bases 1 to 459 code for a protein of 152 amino acids. The record is from RefSeq and is a predicted model, not a curated record.
AUGGACCAAACGUUCAUUUUCGCGAUGAUGGCACAAGGAAUCUUACAAUCUCUUCCAUCAGAAACGAAGGACUCCACCGCGACUUCAGUCGCAGAUGACGCUGUACGAUGUGAAAUGAAUCAUGAUGUCGUGGAAACAGGAGGAAAGAACAAGGACGAAAUAGUGAAAAGAACGAACGACGAGGAAAGGGAUGAAAUUAAUGAAAGAGACAAAAGAGAGAAAGUGGAGAUGAAGGAAAAUGGGAAAGUGGGGAGAAUAAAUCCUACUUUUCUAUCUACGCAGGCGCCUGGUGUACCAAUCAGAGAUGUAGGAGAGAAGAAGGAUGAUAAAAUUACAUUGAGUGAAUCUCAAAGAGAGGAAAUGAGAAUGGAUAUAGAACAAAACAACAAGGUGACAUGGUUGGAUAAAGUCAAAACUUGGUUUUAUGUGCCUAAAAACUCAGAAGGUAAAUUGGAAUGA